Molecule: messenger RNA, 963 nt
Organism: Epithele typhae
Lineage: Eukaryota; Fungi; Basidiomycota; Agaricomycetes; Polyporales; Epitheliaceae
Exons: 20
Coding region: 1-963 (320 amino acids)
Source: RefSeq, a predicted model, not a curated record
AUGAACCCGACUCCCGCUCCCAGUAGCGUCAACGUACAUGCCACUUUGGGGAUGGUGUUCCUCGGCGCUUGCACCUCAUCCAUGUUAUAUGGAGUCACUUGCUUGCAAACUUUCCAUUACUAUCGCUCCCUGCGAUCCAAAGAUGAUAGAACAGCGUUGCGUGUGCUGGUCGCGUUUCUCUUUGCAGUGGACACGUUUCAUCAGGCCCUUGUCAUCCACAGCGGCUACACGUAUCUCAUCAUCAACUUCGAUGACGUCAGUGCACUAUUCACGUACAAUGUUUGGAGUGUCCCCGCUGAGAUUUUUGGGUUUACCAGCGCAAUCAUGAACUCGUUUGUCGCUAUGCUCCCUGCUGGCCUUCAUAUUACUCAUCAAUGCAUGUCCAGAUUUCUCAUUGCUCGUCUAUAUCGCUUGAGCCAUCAUCGGAUCCUGACAGCUAGUGUCUGCGCAGCCGCGACGUGUGUCCUUAUCAUCACAUUUUCAUGCCUAUUCUUCACUUUCCCAAGCACGUUUGCUGGGUUGUUCGCGCUCCGAGAAUACGUGAUCGCAGGCCUUGCGUCGUCCGCCGCAACAGACAUGCUUAUCGGCUUUGCGCUCUGCUUCUACUUGCAAAAAAGCCGUACCGGCCUCCACCGCUCUAACGAUAUGAUAACAAAGUUGAUUGUGAUCUCGAUGGGAACGGGACUUCUCACAGUCAUAUUCGACCUCGGGGUUCUCAUCACUUUUGUGGCAGCAACGAAUGGUCUGUACGACCUGCUGCUCAGUUUCAUGCUAGGAAAGCUAUACGUGAACGUGGUGCUCACCACCCUCAAUCUUCGAAAAUACGUCCGACACUCAACUGAGGAUGGUAACAUCCACAACAGCGAACACGAUUAUGGAAGACACUUCGGGAUCGACCAGAGCCGAGAAGUAGCAUUGCGCUCGGUCCGACAGUGGGUCCUCACCAAUCGAUACUCGGCAUAA